ACGUACAGGAGGUGGAGCUCGGAGGGCCGGGGGGGCAGGCGAGGCCACGACGCCCCCAUGAUCGCCUACGACGCCCUCCUGGGCUGCGGCGGGGACUGGACGGAGCUCUGCAACCGCUCCAUGUUCCACGGAGGAGAAAGUGCAGCCACGGGGUCGAUUGCUGGCUGCCUGUAUGGCUUGGUCUAUGGUCUGAGCAAGGUUCCCAAAGGCUUGUACCAGGACCUGGAACAACGGGAGAGGCUCGAGUACCUGGGCGAGAAUCUUUACCGGCUCUCCACGGAGGAAAAGUAA
Messenger RNA from Merops nubicus (carmine bee-eater), 291 nucleotides. Its product is annotated as [Protein ADP-ribosylarginine] hydrolase-like protein 1. The transcript has 2 exons. Lineage: Eukaryota; Metazoa; Chordata; Aves; Coraciiformes; Meropidae. The annotation marks the transcript as partial. The record is from RefSeq and is a predicted model, not a curated record.